CAGUUAGUCGCGAAUCGUAUGAUGCUUCGGGUGAGUCUGCUACUGUGGUUGCUGCUGCUGCUGCUGCCAGCUCUAGUUGUGGUCAUGGAAAUGUCCAAAGUGUUGGUGCAUGAAUCGAUACCGGACCCGGAUCGCGACAAGUACAUUUGGAACCCGUUUCCGGGCUUCUGUGGCCCCAAUGCCACCAUGGUGCACUGUGGCGGCGUCUGCCCCGAGACCUGCCUCUUCCAAUCGCUUUCGUGCCCCACCCACUGCGGUGUGCCCUGCCAAUGCAAGCCCGGCUACGUGUUCGCGGAGUCUCAACUGCUGUGCAUUCUACGCAGCGACUGUUCCCCGCACGACCAACAGCAAAAAGUGGCCACACAUCGCGUGUUUCAAUAGAAAGGAGGAGGGAGUCCCUAACGAGCUGCACAGAGUGCUCCUGUGACCUGCAAGCGAUGAGUGAUGCUUGACGAUGGGUGGGUGGAUUUAUGGU
Drosophila obscura is the source of this 475-nucleotide messenger RNA. RefSeq names its product accessory gland protein Acp62F-like. The record is from RefSeq and is a predicted model, not a curated record. The transcript has a single exon. NCBI's taxonomy places the organism in Eukaryota, Metazoa, Arthropoda, Insecta, Diptera, Drosophilidae. Bases 19 to 381 code for a protein of 120 amino acids.